Callithrix jacchus (white-tufted-ear marmoset) is the source of this 2873-nucleotide messenger RNA. RefSeq names its product BCDIN3 domain containing RNA methyltransferase (gene BCDIN3D). Gene Ontology annotation, biological process: negative regulation of pre-miRNA processing. Gene Ontology annotation, cellular component: cytoplasm. Gene Ontology annotation, molecular function: O-methyltransferase activity; RNA methyltransferase activity. Lineage: Eukaryota; Metazoa; Chordata; Mammalia; Primates; Cebidae. The record is from RefSeq and is a predicted model, not a curated record.
CAGAAUUCCACCCAUCAGCCCUCGCGUUCGGCGCACGCGCGCUGGCACCGCCACCGCCCACGCCGACCGCAGGUUCCUGACUUCCGGUUCCGCCGGGGCCCAGUGGCGGCGUAGAGGCUAAUGGCUGGGCCCACGGAACUAGCUGGAGGGGGCGUUAAGGAGACCGCCGCGAAAGAGGAACCACGAGUUUUGGAACCUGGGGCCGCCCCGUUCGGAAAUUUUCCUCAUUAUUCUCGCUUCCACCCUCCGGAGCAGCGGCUCCGCCUCCUGCCCCCGGAGCUGCUUCGGCAGCUCUUUCCUCAGAGUCCAGAGAACGAGCCGAUUCUGGGGCUGGACGUGGGGUGUAACUCCGGGGAUCUGAGUGUGGCUCUAUACAAACACUUCCUUUCCUUACCUGACGGGGAGACCUGCUCAGAUGCCUCAAGAGAACUCCGUCUCCUCUGCUGUGACAUAGAUCCAGUCCUGGUGAAGCGAGCCAAAAAAGAAUGUCCUUUUCCUGAUGCUUUGACCUUUAUCACCCUGGAUUUCAUGAAUCAGAGGACCCGGAAGGUUCUCUUGAGCUCUUUCUUAAGCCAAUUUGGACGUUCAGUUUUUGACAUUGGCUUCUGCAUGUCGAUAACCAUGUGGAUUCAUCUGAACCAUGGGGACCAUGGCCUGUGGGAGUUCUUGGCCCAUCUUUCCUCCCUCUGCCGCUACCUCCUUGUGGAGCCUCAGCCCUGGAAGUGUUAUCGGGCAGCCGCAAGGCGUCUCCGAAAGCUGGGACUCCAUGAUUUUGACCACUUCCACUCCCUUGCCAUCCGAGGUGAUAUGACCAAUCAGAUUGUACAGAUCUUGACCCAGGAUCAUGGCAUGGAAUUAAUAUGUCGCUUUGGCAACACCAGUUGGGACAGAAGCCUUCUAUUCUUCAGGGCAAAACAAACCACAGAAACUCAUCCAAUCCCUGAAUCACUGAUAGAAAAAGGGAAAGAGGCUGGGCACGAUGGCUCACACCUGUAAUCCCAGCACUUUGGUAGGCCAAGGUGGGCAGAUCAUGAGGUCAGGAGUUCGCGACCAGCCUGGCCAACAUGGCGAAACCCCAUCUCUACUAAAAAUACAAAAAAAAAAAAAAAAAUUAGCCAGCCAUGUGGAAGACACCUGUAAUCCCAGCUACUCAAGAGGCUGAGGUAGGAGAAUUUCUUGCACCCAGGGGGCAGAGGUUGCAGUGAGCCAAGAUUGUGCCAUUGCGCUCUAGCCUUGGCAACAAGAGCAAGACUCUCUCAAAAAAUAAAAAAAGAAAGGAAAGAAAGGAACAGAUUAAGAUUUCAGAGGCAGUGAGGUGGGAGGGCAGGAAGACCAAGAAAGAGAUAUUGAAAGGAUUUUACAUUGAGAAUUAAUGUUCAUUCUCCUUAACUCCUUAACAAUCAGGCAGUCUCAAAACCUGGCAGCUUUUGCUAAAAUGUCCAAGGCAUGUAAUUGAAAGAAUCAGUAUCUGUUCCCCAUUGUUUGGAAGAAAUCUUUAGAAGAAUGAAUCGCUGGAGCUCUGAGCUCCAGAGAUAUCUGGAUUGAGAUGGCCUAGGAAAAGUAGUCCAGGUUAUGGGUUAUGGAAGGGGCUGCUUUUGGGGGUUAUUUAUAAAGAUCACACUAGGCUAGUCUUAGAAUCUAUCAGUUCCUGGUCCUCCUUAAACCUUACCUGGUUUCUUCAGGUGUCUUCUGGACUUGCUAGGCCUGCCUUUGAGCAAAACCUUAAUAAUUCAGGUCUGGAAUGGGGCUUAGGAAUCUGUUUUCUGGGUUUCUUUUUUGUGUUCUAUUGUAAUAUAUACAUAAAAUUUACCAUUUUAAUCAUUUUUAAAUAUAAUUUUUCAGAACAUGUGGAAUCCCAUCAGAAAUUGGAUUUAAAAAAUUAAAAGAUGGCCGGGCACGGUGGCUCAUGCCUGUAAUCCCAGCACUUUGGGAGGCCGAGGCGGGUGGAUCACGAGGUCAAGAAAUCAAGACCAUCCUGGUCAACAUGGUGAAACCCCGUCUCUACUAAAAAUAAAAAAUUAGCUGGGCAUGGUGGCGCGUGCCUGUAAUCCCAGCUACUCAGGAGGCUGAGGCAGGAGAAUUGCCUGAACCCAGGAGGCAGAGGUUGCAGUAAGCCGAGAUCACACCAUUGCACUCCAGUCUGAGUAACGAGAGCGAAACUCCGCUCAAAAAAAAAAAAAAAAUUAAAAGAUAAUUUUUUUUAAGUAUACAAUUUUGGGACAUUAAGUACAUUCACAAUGAGGAAUCUGUUAUUUUUUUUGUUUUUGUUUUUAAGACAGGGUUUCACCAUGUUGGCCAGGCUGGGCUUGAACUCCUGACCUCAGGUGAUCCACCUGCCUCGGCCUCCCAGAAGUGUUGGGAUUACAGGCGUGAGCCACGAUGCUGGCCAAGGAAUCUGUUUUUAACAGCUCCCCCAGAUGAUUCUGAGGCAAGCAGCAGUAGACCAUACUUUGAGUGCUUAGGGUUCCAUUCAGCCUUUCUCUAUGUAUUUUUCCUGGGGUGAGUUCUUCCCUACAAUUUUAGCAACUACCUACAUGCUUGUGGUCCCCAAAUAUAUUGGUAGCCAUACAUCCACAGUUCCAGACUAGCAUUUUUCCUAUUUUGUAAUUAUAUCCCUUAGAUCUUAGGUACAUCAGAUUUAACACAUCUCAAAAGCAAAUUAAUUACUCUCAUUCAAAACCUAGUCCUAUCUCAUUUGGUGGUAUUCACUGCUCAAGCUAAUAACCUCAGUUGGUUUUCUCACUUAUAUUCCCCACACUGAAAUGCUCACAAAGUCCAGUAAAUUCUAUCAAUUACAUGUAAAUUUCAUUCCAUUCAUGUGGCUGGUGCCUGGUGGGGGGUUCCUAUAUUAAAGUCAUCUACCCUCCAAUCCA